This is a messenger RNA of Pomacea canaliculata, 9878 nucleotides long. Its product is annotated as protein strawberry notch homolog 1-like. Bases 65 to 5083 code for a protein of 1672 amino acids. The record is from RefSeq and is a predicted model, not a curated record. Gene Ontology annotation, cellular component: nucleus. Gene Ontology annotation, molecular function: histone binding; chromatin DNA binding. The transcript is spliced from 28 exons. Gene Ontology annotation, biological process: regulation of DNA-templated transcription. NCBI's taxonomy places the organism in Eukaryota, Metazoa, Mollusca, Gastropoda, Architaenioglossa, Ampullariidae.
GUAAAUUUAGAUAUGGCCGAGGGAAUGGUCGGUCAGAAACCACGCAUUACGCUCUGAAACAAGAAUGGAAACAGAAACAAGCAGUGUUGGAGACUUUUCUGAUUUAUUGUCUGCUGCCUUGAAUGAGUCCGGUAUUACUGGAAAUGAUUUCGAAGAUGACUUCAGCUUUGAAUCAUCAGGCAUUGCAUACAGUUCUGUGUCACAGCAAGUCCCAUCUGGGCAGGUGAUUCCAGCCAUUCCUGCCUCACCAGCGUCCAAUCUUACCAGCCAAGUCAUCUCUGUUCGACCUUCAGGUGGACAGCUAGGCAACAUAAGGCUGGUCACACCACCACAUGCUGUGCCCACAAGACCACAGAAUCUCCCCACUGUCAAGGUGGUUCAGGGUACUAAUCCACAAGGAUCUGGCACGCCAGUCACCAAAAUAAUCCGUCUGUCUACCCCCAAUUCUCUUCUGCAAAGGACAGGUUCUACUGUGAGUGGAGUUCAACUUUCCAAUGGAAACCCAGCUGUGAUUAGGCAGGUAGUGGGCUCUGCUUUGCCAGGUGCUGCUGGGGGUGCUCGUCAGCCACAGAUUUUCACCAUCACUCGUGUUCCACAAACAUCAGGUAGUGUCUCGCUGGGCAGCAAGAAGGUCAUUUUAACAACUCAGGGGUCAGGCAAUGCAGUGGCAGGGAAUGGAAGUGGGACCACUCAAAAGAUUGUGUUGGCCCAAAAUGGUCAUACUCUGUGCCCCAUCAGGCCAUCAUCAAAUGGGCAGCAUCAAGUCAUUGUUGCCAACAUUAAUGGCCAGCAAAAGAUACUUCAGACCACUGCUGGGGGCACACGGAUGCUUAUCGGUGCCAAUGGACAGCAGGUGGUGCGCGUGGCACCUCCUACAAAACCUGUGGCCACAACAACUGUCAUUGCCAAUGGGUUAGCUUCAGGUGAAAGUGCGGCAGGUCCACAACAGAGAAGCAUCCUGCAGUCUGGCUCUGUCAGCAGUGUGAAGACUACAUCCCUUCUGAGCAGCAACUCACCUGUGCAUGUUGUGAGCAAAGCAGGACUUACCGGUGGGAAAAUGAUCUCAGCUGCUUUCUCCUCCGUGCACACUCUAGGUCUUCGCAAUUCGUCCAGCAGUCCUUCCCUGGACAGCCACUCCCUUUUACCUAGUGGGUCUCCAGCUUUUGGUGGAAACAUACCUACCAUAGUGACACAAAAGACUGGGGUUGGCAGUGACAAUUUGGGCCAUUCAUCUUUAAACAAUUCUUACAGUGUGAAUGUCCCAACCAUUGUAACUCAACAGUUUGGCAGUGGCAGUGAGAGUUUUGUUUCAGCUAAUGGGCCAAAUGUUAAAGCCAAUGUGUCUGGAAAGGAGUUGUCCCGCAUUUGGUCUACUGGACACUUUCGAACGGUUGAUACUCUGAAGUUGCAACAUUUACAGGCCUCUCAGUUUCAAGAUAAUGAGGAGGAGGAAGUGGCUGAAGAGGUUGAGGAACUUGGUCAUGCUGAAACUUAUGCCGAGUAUAUGCCUAGCAAGUUGAAGAUUGGUGAGAAGCAUCCAGACCCAGUGGUUGAGACCAGCUCACUUUCAAGUGUAGAGCCUCCUGAUGUACGAUACCGGUUGUCAGUCCCAGAGAGUGUAAUUGACAGUGGAGUGUUAUCAGCAUUACAACUUGAGUCGAUCACAUAUGCAUCACAACAGCAUGAAACUAUCCUGCCAAGUGGAGAACGUGCUGGUUAUCUUAUAGGUGAUGGUGCUGGUGUAGGCAAGGGUCGAACAGUUGCUGGAAUAAUUUAUGAAAAUUAUCUUUUGGGUAGAAAGCGUGCUCUCUGGCUGAGUGUUUCAAAUGAUCUUCGAGUUGAUGCAGAGCGAGAUUUGCGAGACAUCGGUGCUGGAAAAAUUGAAGUCUAUCCCCUGAACAAAUUCAAGUAUGCAAAGAUUUCAUCCAAAGAGAAUGGAAGUGUCAAAAAAGGUGUCAUCUUUGCAACAUAUUCCUCACUGAUUGGAGAGAGUCAGUCAGGUGGAAAAUAUCGUACCCGUUUAAAACAACUCCUGAAGUGGUGUGGAAAGGACUUUGAUGGUGUUAUUGUGUUUGACGAGUGUCACAAAGCCAAAAAUUUGUGUCCGACGGGAUCCAGUAAACCUACCAAAACAGGGCAGACAGUAUUAGAACUUCAGAAUCGACUGCCAAAAGCUCGUGUUAUCUAUGCCAGUGCCACUGGUGCUUCUGAGCCAAAAAACAUGGCAUAUAUGACACGCCUUGGUCUCUGGGGUCCUGGCACACCCUUCAAGGAGUUUAAUGACUUCAUUCAGGCUGUGGAACGUAGGGGAGUUGGUGCCAUGGAGUUGGUUGCUAUGGACAUGAAGCUCCGGGGCAUGUACAUUGCACGCCAGCUUAGUUUCCAGGGAGUUACAUUUCGCAUUGAAGAGAUUCCACUGGACUCUGAAUUUAAGAAAGUGUAUGAUGAUGCGGCCGAGUUGUGGAUGGAGGCAAGAGCCAUGUUUCAAAAAGCUGCAGAUUUAAUUCAAGCCGAGCAUCGCAUGCGAAAGUCAAUGUGGGGACAGUUUUGGUCUGCUCAUCAGCGGUUUUUCAAAUACCUUUGCAUCUCUGCUAAAGUCCCACAUUGUGUGGCAUUAGUUCGGGAAGCUGUCAAGGCAGGAAAGUGUGUUGUUAUUGGCCUGCAGUCAACAGGGGAGGCAAGGACUCUGGAGCAGGUGGAGGAGAUGGGAGGAGAGUUGAAUGACUUUGUGUCCACAGCUAAAGGUGUUUUUCAAACAUUGGUGGAGAAACACUUUCCUGCCCCAGAUCGUCGCAAGGCAUUUGACAUGUUAGGGCUCAGCAACUAUGCUCAGCGUGACAAUGCUGAAAGCCUUGAUGGCGCAGGAUUUAAAAGGAAAAGAGAAAGUGAUACUCCAGCAACAAAGCGCCAGAAAGUUCAAAGCAGUGACUCCAGCGAUUCCAGCUCCUCAGCUUCAGAAGCUAGCGACUUUGACUUGAGUGCAAAUUCUGACUCUGACAGUGAUGAUAAUCAUAAUCCUUUUGGUCAUGGUGGUUCUGAUAGUGAUGACGAUCCAUGGUUGAAGAAAUCCAAAAAGAAGACUAAACCUCCAAAAAAGAAGAAAGAAAAGAAGAAAAAAGUGAAAAAGUCAUCUUCAGAUGAAGAAGAUAAUCAACUUGACAAGGCUCUGGCAGCUGCUGGUCUCUUAAAAAAAAGCAAUUCAUAUGCUGGCUUCAGUGAAAAACUAAAUGGAAGUUCUUCUAAUGAGCCUACCAAUGGUAUGGAUGUGUGGGAAAAGGCAUUUUCUAUGAAGUCUGAACUUCUAAACCUGAUCGAACGCCUUGGUGAGAGGCUGCCACCUAACACAUUGGACCAGCUGAUUGAUGAACUUGGUGGCCCAGACAAUGUUGCAGAGAUGACAGGUCGAAAGGGACGAGUUGUUCAAGGAGAUGAUGGCAUUCAGUAUGAAUCUCGUAGCGAGGCUGACGUUCCUCUGGAAAUUCUUAACCUUACAGAGAAACAACGAUUCAUGGAUGGUGAGAAGAACAUUGCCAUAAUAUCUGAGGCUGCUAGCUCUGGUAUCUCACUUCAAGCUGAUCGUAGAGCUGUUAACCAGCGUAGGCGUGUUCACGUCACCCUUGAGCUGCCAUGGAGCGCAGACCGUGCCAUACAGCAGUUUGGGCGAACACACAGAUCUAACCAAGUGAGUGCCCCAGAAUAUGUUUUCCUGAUUUCGGAGCUUGCUGGCGAGCGCCGUUUUGCAGCAACUGUUGCAAAGCGUCUGGAAAGUCUGGGGGCCUUGACUCAUGGUGAUAGGAGAGCCACUGAGAGCCGUGAUCUUAGUCGCUUCAACAUUGAUAAUAAAUAUGGACGAGCAGCGCUCGAUUCUGUCAUGAAAUCGGUCCUCAACCUCAAUGUAGAUCAGCCUCUCGUGGCACCUCCAGCAUCUUACAAAGGCAACUUUUUGCAAGACGUGAAGCAGUGUCUCGAAGGUGUGGGUCUGAUCAGCACCGAUGAACGCACGGGUAUCACAGUUCUUGAAAAGGAUUACAACAACAUCAGUAAGUUCCUAAACAGACUACUGGGCUUGCCAACUACUGUUCAAAAUGCAAUGUUUGACUACUUUAACACAAAUCUGACAGCCAUUAUCUUGGAAGCAAAACGCAGUGGACGCUGGGACAUGGGAAUUUUGGACUUGGGGUCUGGACAGGAACAGGUGAAGCGGAUGGAGACACGAGUUUUUGUGGGCAAUACAGCUACCAACACAGCCAAGACAGAACUCGCUGCUGUACAAGUUGAGAGGGGUAUGUCUUGGACAUCUGCCAUGGAGCUAUGGCAGCGCUGUAAAACAUUGGAAGAAGGUUUCUACAAUUCACUACAGGAACGAAAUUGCAAGCACACUUCAAUUUUGAUCGUGCUACAAGGCAAGAACAAGAAAAAAGACAAAGUGUACAAUGUAUAUCGGCCAAACACAGGGCUGCAGUCAAGAGUAGAAACUCUGGAAGAAAUAAAGAAAAAGUACAAGCGAGUAGUCCCAGAUGAAGCGCGGUCCUCGUGGGAAGAUCAAUAUUUUGCUUCUGCUCAUGUCUGCAUCCAUGCCUACUGGAAUGGUCAUUGCAAAAAGACAAGUCUUGGACUGAAUUGUGAAAUUGGGUUACGCACACGUCAGUACCACGUUCUGUCAGGCUCGGUGCUGUCUGUCUGGAGUCGUGUCGAGAGUGUUUUGACUUCAUUGCCAGGUGGCACAGCCUCCAAAAUGCAGAUCAUUCGUCUGCGUACUGAUGAUGGGCAGAGGAUUAUUGGGAGCCUUAUUCCGCCCAACUGUGUCCAGCCUCUCUCCAACGUUUUAUCACAAGAUUCUGCUCGCACCUACACAGAAAAACACCAUCAGUCUCUAGAUGCAGCAGUAAACGGCUUAAGGGGGCUGGCCCCUACAGCUGCCACACACCGCAGCAAGAUUGCUGCUGAGGCUGUCAAAGCCAGUGCCAUGACUAGCAUGCAGUCUGUCACCUCUUCUGAAGUGAAAGAAGCCAAGGAGGCUAUAGAGAGCAAGACUUCUCCUCAGGAGCCCGUCUUGAGCAUGCCAGUCUUUGACUUCUUGUGAUCUUUCUGAAGGGAUUAGGCUGUAGCAGACAUCUUUAUUUUGUGCUUGGUAAACCGUUUCAUAUGGUUUGAUGUGUGAUAUGAAAAACUGAUGCCAAAUAUCAGGGCUUUUUCUUUCGUUUUUUACAAUGGAGAAAUUGAAUAGCUUGAAGUGUGGAGAAACUAAAAUAUUAAAGGAAACUUGUAUAUUGAUUUCAUCAUAUUGAUGAGAAGGGUUUGUGGACCAAACUCAGCUUUCAAGGAGCACAAGGGAAUUUCAUCUUGCUCCCAUCUUGGAAGAUGUAACUACCCACAAAGACUCCUUCCCAUAUUGGAAACAUUUUCAUUAUUGCCUGGCUUGCACCUUCAGAAGCCUGGAGUACUGUGCCGGAUGACAAAUGUGCAGAAGCAACCAGCACUCCAUGUGACCUGCAGCUAAUUGGUGUCAUCUCAGGAACUACACCAUGCUAAAUUUAGCAAUAUGACAAAGAGAAAAGUGUGUGCACCUUUAAGACUUCUCCCAGGUAGAAGCUAUGCACUUGACAGAUCGCAGGCCCCCUGGUUAUGUAGCCAGGUUGAGAGCACUUUUUUUACUUUUUGUUUAUUUUUGUGUAUGACUGACUAUAUACCACUCUGUGAUCAACCAGCUCAUAGUGUUUUGAAGACAACGUUACAAGAGGAGCCAAAACUGAUUGCAUCUAUUCCCCUUCCCCUCAGCUUUCUACCUGUUAGACAUGAGAAAUUCUUAUGUCAUCCCAUCAUGUUGUGAGUAACUGAAUUACCAAAAACAACUAUUCAUCAGUUUAGAAUUUCCUUCCUUCACUAUGUGUGAACCCAACUGUGACUUUGUGAAUACAAGAUUUCACGAUAUUUGGGAGAAAAAAGGCAACUUGCAGAUUAAGACUUCUUGCUAAGAAUACCAAGAUUUCUUGCUGGACCAGUGCCACAGACAGCUUGCCUCAAAGAUAUAAUGGUAGUAUGUUGAUGUGGAAAGUACAAGUUUGUUCACAGCAUGAAUGUUUAUGCCAGGUUCAGCAUUUCAUGUCUCUUUAGGUUGGGGAUGGGUGGGUGUGUGCAUUCAUCUUUAUAUAUAUUUUUUGUGGGCAAGUGUAUGCAUGCUUUGUGAUAGCAUUCUUUCACUUUCUCUUGGGGGCCACCAAAUGACUGUUAUUUAAACAGUUACGGCCUAGUUAUUACGACUUGGCAUUGUGUUUUCUAGAAGUUGGUGAAGAGCUGCUAUGAUAGCCUUUUUUUUUUUUUUUUUUUUUUAAAAUGACUUCCAAGUUUAUCAACUCGGUUAUUUAUGUAGUUUAGUUUAGUCCUUGUUACUCCUCAAGGAGCAUAGGGCUGCAAUUAUUCGUGUAACAGCACGGAAAUUUUCAUCAAUUUGAAAAUACUCUUCUUUCAUUUCCAAGAAGUAGACAGUAAAAAUUGUAAUGCUACAUCUUGUCAGGUGUUCAUGUUUCCAGGUGAUAUUUCUAAGCAUCUCAUUCGAGCUUCAGUCUCAUCCUGACCCAGAGAUUAACGAAUGUAUGCUGUACCAUAUAUCCUUUAUUUCAUAAUUCAUCUGCUGCUGUAUUUAGAACUUGACAAUCAUUUCAGAAUUGUUUGGCUCAUUUAAAAUUACACAUAAAGUUUGAAGAUGUAGAACAUGAUAAUAAGAGAAAUACAUGAAGAUAUCCAAAUGACAGAUAGUAUGCCAUGCGAAAUCCGUUAUCUGACAGGAUGGGCUGUUCUUACACACUUUUCCAGCCCAUGACUUUUCCAUCUUUGUAUCAAGCAUUUUCAGUGCCCAUUUAUUUAUUUAUCAGGUGUGGUUUGACCUGUUUUCUCUUUCCAUCAGCUUUUUCUCAAUAGCCGGGCAGUCCAGUGAGGGUUAGCUCUCCUGAGUUCAGCUCUCAUCUCGGACAUGCUGUUCUUUCUCUACAUGUGGCAUCUGUUUACAGGGUUGACUUGUCAUAAUACAGCCUCAGCAUAAAACACCAAUUCCCACCACUACCACCCUCUCACUCUCCUGUAGCCAUAAUUCUAGAGAAAUAAUGUGCAAACCUGUUGCCCUGCUAUUUUAGUGAUAUUAAUAUAAUCAUGCCCUGUCAAAGUGAGGCAUGCCAAGUGAAAUUUACUGUUAGGUGCAUUACAUUUUUUAUUUCAUGCAGUUUUCUCUUUUUCACCUUCCUCUUUUCUUUUCUUGCUCUGUGCUGGAGCACUUUAACAAAGUUGGGAUUGGGAGAGGGGACUCAUUAUUUCUGUCAAGUACCCUGUGAUGAGUAAUGAAAUGUCAUGAACACAGAGAUAAUGUUAUGACUGCAUAACAUCAUCUGUGCAUUUGUUGCUUAGUAAACCUUGAACAAAGAUUGAUAUGUGAUGCUAACAUGGGCACAGAUGCCCAUCUUCCACCAUUCCUGCUUGUACAGCUCUGUGAAUUCCAUUGUUGUGGUUUUUAUGCAUGUGUGCAUGUUUGAUCAGUUAUUUUUUGAAGGAAACGUAUAUAGUGUAAAAAAAAAUAAAUUUGACCACAUUUUCACCUUUGAGGAUCACAUUUUACAGACAGUAAGUUGUUCUUUGUGUGCUUUUGUAGAAAUAGAAACUUGACAUUUUUUAAUUAUUUGUUUUUGUGGAAAGUUGAUUCAGUUGCUGAUAAUCUUAACAGUUAUGUGAUGCAGCGUGACCAACAGGAAUGUAAAAUGAACAGAUUCAAGUGCCUGUUAUGCAUAAAGCAUUAGGCACCCUGUGGAGUCUGAUGUUGCAGCUAGUACUUUAUUUUUAGAAACUUUGAGUCAGGGGUAAGAGAAAGUGAAUCAGAUUUUUUUUUUUUUUUUUUUUUUUUUUGCAAGCUUAGGCAUAAGUAUGCUAUUUCAAAAACAUUAAUGCCUAUUUCAUUAAGUGCACUUAACAUUGUACUUUUAUGUAAGGCACUUUUAUUAAAUCUGCAUCAGAAUUGAAUAACAUUGUCAGCAGAGGGCAUGCUAGACAAGAUUUGGAACUAUCAGAUUUGCUACCAGAUACAAGUGUACAGGCCCUUGUAGUUCCUGUCUUGAUGUAAGGAUGUGAGACCUAGAUUCUGCUUGGUGAUGGGGUAGUAGGGGGGAUCGAGGCGUUUCAAACAAAGCAGUACUGUCAGGUGUCAAUUAAAUCUGUCCUUUUUGUUUGUUUGGGGGGGGUGGGAGGGAUUGCCUUAUACUUGCCUGCUGUUCCCUUCUUGGCCACAUGCCAAUUGCAGUAUUUUCAUUAGAAGUGUGUGCUAUUUGUGGCCAAAAGGAGACUGCAGAAUUCUGGAAAUGCUAUUUUUGUCAAAAGUGUGCACUUGGUUCAUUUUUUGUUUCUGUGUUAGGAAUGAUGACCCAUGUCACAAUUGUAACUUGCCCAUUGCAAAAUAUUAUCAGACAUCAUACAGUGAGAGAGAUGGUGUGGAAGGCUGUGAAAUGGAAGACAAAGUGCUCUGUAAUGUAUUCUGUUACUCGGAGAACAUAAGUGUUCAGCAGAAAGGACAGAGUCCAUUAUUGGUGCUAUUUGUAUAUUUAUCUGCAAGAUGUACAGAAGAUGAAUUUGUUAACUAGGAAAGGUGUUAGUAGUUUUAGGGGUUGGUUUUUUUUUUAGUUUGGGUUGGGGGUGAAAUGUGUAUUUGCCCACAUUUACAGUUGCAGAAAAGACAUUUUAAAAUGGUUUGUACUCAUUUAAGAUAGCAUAAUAUUCACAGCAAAUUUAUACUUGACCUAUUCAGGUCUUUUAUGUGUACAGUCAGUGUCUUGUGGUAGGUACUCCAGGACAGUUAUUUAUUUCACAUUAGCUGUAAAUCCAUUUGGAUGAUAUUGCUUUGCUUUUUUGCAAACCGAAGAUGGUGCAGGGUUGGAUCAUUUCCUUAAUGUACUACAUUGUCUGUUUUGUCAUCUGCCAGUAUGAAGGAAAUUCAGUGUUCUUCAAACAUUUUUGUAGUCCAUUACAAUUUUCAUUGACUGCAGUUUGGCAGCAAGCUGUUUCAGAGCCAUAUGAAAAUUAAAAGCAUGUUCUUUGAGACUGCUCUGCCUGUUUAUUGUAGCAGGUUACAAUCAUGUAGAAUUACUCGAAUACCCAUAACCUUAAAAUCAAGAGUUCAGCAUAGAAUGUUUUUUCGUGUUUCUUUAUUCAGCUACCUUUCAAAUGCUGCAGUUUGUAGUUUUGGGGUCCUUUGGGUUUGUCUUCAGUAGUUCAAAAUAUUAGUUUGUCAGAUCCCAAAAAAGUGUUGUACAUCUUGAAUUCUGGAAAUUGUAGUGCAGUCUUGUUCACAUCUGUACAUAGUGAUUGCUCAAAUUAUGUUCUGUCACCAUUCAUAAAUCUUGUGUCAGACCUUGUUGCGGGUCCUUUCUAUCAUAAUUGGAUGCAUGAUAAAUAUUUGACCUUGUUCCUUUAACAUUGUCUUUCACCCUGAACUCAGGGCAACUAUUAGCAUGUUACACAUUCUAGGCUGUAAGCAAUGGUACUUAAACUUUAGUAUGAAUGGAAUAGUAUUUUAGUUCAAAGUUGCCUCUUCCCUUGCUGCUGCCCUAAUUUGUAGAUUUUUUUCCCCAUCCUUAAGUCCCCACCCAAAAAAAAAUUGUUGUGGCAACUAAAAGGUAUGUUUUGUACAAAACUGGAAUGAGUGGAUCAAGAAGAAUGGUAAGUGAUUGUUGGUAGAUGUUUGCACCAUUGUUUUUUUGUUUUUUUAUGAAAGUGUUUAUUAUUGGUUGCACGAAUUGCUUUGAAAGAGGUGGAUAAAGCAAGCUUGAGCACAUGGUUGUUUCACAAACGAAUGAAGUGUAAUAAAAUUUUGUGCAAAGAGGAAUAAAAUGCUCACUGAUGCA